CGGCGGCUCCGGCUCCGCCCCGCGAAGGCAGGCCAGGGAAGCAGGCGCGGCCGCCGCCACUUCGACUCGGGCAGGCGGAGAGAGGGACAAGCCGAGCGCCUCUGGCGAAUCCGCGGCUGGACAGGGCGCAGCAGGACCCUUGUGCAGAGUCCCGGCCCGCAGCAGGAUGACUGAAGGCUUUGACUGUGCCAGCUGCAAGGAGUCCCUCUACGGGCGCAAAUACAUCCAGGUGGACGAGGGGCCCUUCUGCAUCCCCUGCUAUGAUACCCACUUUGCCAACACCUGUGAUGAGUGCAAGGAGCCCAUCGGGCACGACUGCAGGGAGCUCUACUACGAGGACCGGCAUUACCACGAGGGCUGCUUCCGAUGCUUCCGGUGCGACCGCUCCCUAGCCGACGAGCCCUUCACCUGCCAGGGCCAGGAGCUGCUCUGCAACGACUGCUAUUGCCGGGAGUUCUCCUCCCAGUGUGUGGCCUGCCAGCAGGUGGUCAUGCCAGGCUCCCGGAAGCUGGAGUACAACGGCCAGACGUGGCACGAGCACUGCUUCCUCUGCAGCGGCUGCCAGCAGCCCAUCGGGGCUCGCUCCUUCAUCCCCGAGCAGAAGGAUUACUACUGCGUCCCGUGCUACGAGAGCAAGUUCGCCCCCCGCUGCACCCACUGCAAGAAGUCGCUGACCAAGGGAGGCGUGACCUACCGGGAUGAGCCCUGGCACAAGGAGUGCUUCGUCUGCACGAGCUGCCAGACCCCCCUGGCCGGGCAGCAGUUCACCUCUCAGGAAGACCAGCCCUACUGUGUCAAGUGCUUUGGGAGCCUCUACGCCAAGAAGUGCAGCGCCUGCACCAAGCCCAUCACAGGCUUUGGAGGGGGCAAAUACGUCUCCUUUGAGGACCGCCACUGGCACCACAACUGCUUCAGCUGCUCCCGCUGUGCUGCCUCCCUCGUGGGCAAGGGCUUCAUCCCGGAGAACGAUGAGAUCCUCUGCCGUGACUGCGCUAGCGACCUCUGAGGCCGGGCCUGGUGCCGGUUGUCCUCCAGGCUUCCUGCAUCCUGAAGCAGCAGCAGCAGUGGGGCAGAGAGGAUUCUCCCUCCCUGCUUCCCUUUCCCUGCCUCUCUGUGGCUGGGCCUCGGGGGCUGGAUCCACACGCCCUCAUAACUUUGUCCCCAGAGGUUGUGCUGCGAGGUGGGAGGCCGCUCCCUCCCUGCGUCCCCUGUCUCCUGCUAUUGCAGUCCAGCAAAGCCUGUCUAUGCAAGGUCAUCCCAGCAUGGGAUGCAGGGGGGAUGCAUGUCUGAAGCCGUUGCAGCCCCUCCAACCUCCCACCAACCCCUUCCCUGAGCCUCUAGGGAGGGGUCUCCAGUUUCU
This is a messenger RNA of Podarcis raffonei (Aeolian wall lizard), 1360 nucleotides long. It is a transcript of the gene FHL3, whose product is annotated as four and a half LIM domains 3. NCBI's taxonomy places the organism in Eukaryota, Metazoa, Chordata, Lepidosauria, Squamata, Lacertidae. Bases 167 to 1006 code for a protein of 279 amino acids. Gene Ontology annotation, cellular component: stress fiber; nucleus; Z disc. Gene Ontology annotation, biological process: actin cytoskeleton organization. The transcript has 6 exons. The record is from RefSeq and is a predicted model, not a curated record. Gene Ontology annotation, molecular function: transcription coregulator activity; actin binding.